GUUGCUGUCCUUCCCAGUCGGUUCCUCGCUUUCUCCCUCGUCGCACUUGGGGUUCUCGGUCUGAAGAUUCUCGCGCCGAGGGUCAACCAGCCCAAUCAGCUCGUCACCACCUGUCCCCUUCUCCUUUGAUGGCAAAACCAGGUUACUGAGACAGUACAGCUCCCUCUAACAAACCUAGGGCCGUGUACAUAGUUCCCGUCCACCUUCUGACGGUGUCUGCCUCCGCGCACAAAAAAUGAGAUGGGCAUCGCUGCCUACGCCGACGGCCAGAGGCCCGCGCAUCUACAUUUUUUCGCCUGACCCCAUCAGUGCCGACCCAACUACACCACCACGCGCAUGCCUCGCGGCGGAUAUGCGCAGCAGCAAGAAGGUUUCGGUCAUCCCUUGAGGGUGAGUCUAGCCCUGCUCGCCAGAAAGACCCCCCCCUUCACUACAACCCAUGUCUAAGCAAAAGCUUGUCGAGGAGCGAGGGGGAGAAGGGAGAUGGAUGGGCUUGAAUGGGGGUUGCCUCAGAAAGAGCAAGAAAGACGGGUGUUUCUCUCUUGGUGUGACCGGUGGCAAUAUCGAUCAGCAAUGCCGCACAGACUUUUCCGCGCCGAAAUAUGCGUGCAACAGCUUUAACCUAACCACUUCGGUGGAAAGCGGAUUUCUGUUCGAUACGGUGUCGGGAGUGCUGAGGGGGGAGGGCUUGGCCCUUGUGGUUGCAGGUGGCAAGGAAGUGGGAACAGGGGGUGGCAGUGUCGGGGGUCUGGGGGAACAUGGGCUUGAGUGGGGGUUGCCUCAGAAAGAGCAAGACGGCGGGUGUUUCUCUCUUGGUGUGACCGGUGGCAGUAUCGAUCAGCAAUGCCGCACAGACUUUUGCGCGCCGAAAUAUGCGUGCGACAGCUUUAACCUAACCACUUCGGUGGAAAGCGGAUUUCUGUUCAAUACGGUGUCAGGGGUACCAGGGAAGACGGGGCCGAGUUUUGUUUGAUUUCGGGUGGAUGAGGUUGGGGUUUUGUUCGUUUUUCUCCAUCUAAGGUUCGUGCCUAGAGUUCAGCUGUAGUAUGUAGUGUUUCGUUCGACAAAAGUUUUGUUGACUUAGAGGCAAACAUUCCUAGCUAUUGGGCAUCGAGUUAAUUUGGCUUGGCAUGACGGCCUUUACGAUCGACUUUUUAUGUAUGUCUGCAUUUAUCUGCAAUUAAUUGUCGGAGGGCAAACAAAAUAAUAAUAA
Ectocarpus sp. CCAP 1310/34 is the source of this 1213-nucleotide messenger RNA. The record is from the annotation of a GenBank genome assembly. NCBI's taxonomy places the organism in Eukaryota, Phaeophyceae, Ectocarpales, Ectocarpaceae.